Molecule: messenger RNA, 453 nt
Organism: Pteropus alecto (black flying fox)
Lineage: Eukaryota; Metazoa; Chordata; Mammalia; Chiroptera; Pteropodidae
Gene: LY6G5C
Product: lymphocyte antigen 6 family member G5C
Exons: 3
Coding region: 1-453 (150 amino acids)
Cellular component (GO): external side of plasma membrane
Source: RefSeq, a predicted model, not a curated record
AUGCAUUUUAUGGCAGGCCCUGCACGUAGCCAGAGCCUGGGGCCCCUGUGCCUCCACAGCACACCCCAAGCUCUGUACAUGGUCCUCUUAACAGUGCUGGUCAUGAUGAGCUUGGUGUUUGGAAAGUUUGAUCCUGUCAAUGAAGAACCCCAUCAUCCAGUUCGGUUUCCCAAAUACCUGCGCUGCUAUCGAUGCCUCUUGGAGACCAAGGAGCUGGGAUGCCUUCUGGGAUCUGACAUCUGCCUCGCCUCAUCUGGCAGCAGCUGUAUGACUCUCCUCAUCAAGAACAGCAGUGGUUCUGACAUCAUGGUGAGUGACUGCCGCCGCAAGGAACAGAUGAGUGAUUGCUCAUAUACCCGUACUUCUCCGGUAUUUGGCUUCUGGAUAUUCUCUCGAUGCUGCUUUAGGAAUUUCUGCAAUAACCCACAGAACAGAGUGUUCUAUAUUCCAUAG